Pediculus humanus corporis (human body louse) is the source of this 555-nucleotide messenger RNA. RefSeq lists its product as uncharacterized. Gene Ontology annotation, biological process: piRNA processing. The record is from RefSeq and is a predicted model, not a curated record. Gene Ontology annotation, cellular component: mitochondrion. Gene Ontology annotation, molecular function: RNA endonuclease activity producing 5'-phosphomonoesters, hydrolytic mechanism. The transcript has 2 exons. The coding region runs from base 1 to 555 and encodes 184 amino acids. NCBI's taxonomy places the organism in Eukaryota, Metazoa, Arthropoda, Insecta, Psocodea, Pediculidae.
AUGCAUCACUGUCUUUCGAGACAAAAUUUAAAAAAGAAAAAAACUAAUUUCGAUUGCGAUUGUAUUUUAUUCGUACCAAAUAAUAUAUCGUCGGAAAAUUGUUAUUUAAAGGAAGAUUACUUUUGCGGUCGUUUGGCUUGUUCGUUUUGCAAUUUCAAUAAGUUUUUGAAAGUGUUAAGUAAAGCAACAUAUUCAUUAGAUAUUUGUGUCUACCUGAUAACCUGUAAAAAAAUUUGUGACAUAAUUAAAAAAUUAUUCGAUGAGGGUGUAGCUGUAAGAAUUAUAACAGAUAAACAAAUGUCAUUCGAAGGUAAAGAAAACAAGUGGAGUUUUUUUUUAAAAGAACACAUACCGAUUAUUUUUAUGGAUGCUUAUGACAUAAUGCACAAUAAGUUUGUUAUAAUAGACAAAAAAAUAUUAAUAACCGGUUCAUUCAAUUGGUCAAAUCAUGCAUUUCAAAGAAAUUGUGAAAAUGGUAUCAUUAUAAGAGAUAAUAAAAUAGUUACACAAUUUUUACAAUACUUUGAUUGUUUAUGGUCGAAUCAUGGGAAGUAA